GUGAUUGGUCACUUUCAAAGGUUGACCAUUUAAAAAGCUAUUGUCGCUGGUCACCCAUGACUACCCGAUGGGCGGAACGAAUAUGAUCUUGAGAAGUACGCAUGCUCUUUAGGGCGGGAAGAAAGGUAACGUCGACGAAUGAAAAGUUUCCUAGAAGAGGAGAAAUGUAAUAAUCGUAGAACACGUGAUAUUAGAAAAGCUCUAUCAUAACCGACCUGUUAACUCGAAAACUGUUUUACUACAUUGGAGGAGUAUCUUGAGUGCCUUACCUAAUAACUUGUGUGAUAGUCCUCUUUAAAAUGUCAAUUCGCGUUAAAUCUUAACGUUCCAUUGAAAUUUUUUCGAUGAUUGACACAAUGACACGUCAAUCGAAAAAGGAAAGAUAAGAAAAAGAAAAGAAAAAAAAAAGAUAAUCAUAAUUAUCGCAAGACAAAUCAAUCGAACAAAUGAGAGAUCAUUUUUAACGAUGAUCCUUUUGUUGUGAAUAUACAAAAAAAAACAAAAAAAAAAAAAAGAAAACAAGAAAAUGUUAGAUUUGCGACGAAUUAAAUAUUAUGUAAUCUAUCGUCUUGAUAUAAUGAUGUUUUGAAGAAAGAAGAAAAAAAAGAAAGGACGACAUACGUAAUAUAAUUGAUUUGUGCAACGUACGAUAUUAUUGAGUUUUUUUUACGUCGAUUGUUUUUCUAAAAAAGGGAAAAGAAAAUGUGAAGAAAAGAAAAAGAAAAAAAGAAAGAACAAUACGUUCGAAGAAAAGAAAAAAUAAAUCAAUCGACGUGGCUCGCGUAACUCGUUUUUUUUUUUUUUUUUUAAGACACCAUCAUGAAUGUAAAUCAAGAAAAAGAGGAAGAAUCUUCUAAGAUCGAUCAAAGUAAUUAUGUCGUAGUGAUCGCGCAUUGAAACGUUUUGAAUGUAUUCUCUAAAAAAAAAAUGGCCUCUCAUAUACAUACGCAAACAAUUUGUUCUGAAAACACAAUGACUGGAGCAGUUUCUACGUUACAAUUACUGAGAAGUUAUAGAUUUCUUGCUCCGAAUUCAGAUAUAUAUAGAUACGAGCCGUAUACCUCUACUCAACAUUGUAAAUUUAACGAAACAAAUAUAUUGUCCAAUUCAACGUCAAUAGAAUCGUCAUUGACGCCAUCGUUGACGACAACUGCUUCUCUUUCUGGAACAUUGCCAAUUCCUAGUGGUUUUCUAGUGCAAUCUCCUUUUUUCACAACUAUGACACCGUUAAUGCCAUCGUUAAAUAUACCUCGACGAUAUUCGGAUCUAAUAGAUUCCGAUACGAUUAUGAAUCGACAGUUUAUCAACGAUAAUAAUACACAGAGUAUCAUUAGACGACCUAGAAGCGAGAAAAAGCCUAUUCCGGAUGAUCAAAAAGAUGAAAAGUAUUACGAAAGGCGUAAACGUAAUAAUCAGGCCGCAAAGAAAUCUCGAGACGCACGAAAAAUUCGUGAAGAUCAUAUCGCUUUAAAGGCAACAAUGUUAGAACACGAAAAUGCUAUUUUACGAGCGCAGGUGGUGACCCUUCGAGAGGAAGCUCAAUCGCUUCGACAUAUGUUGCUAAAGCAGCAACAAGCAACUAGGACACAGUCCAUCGAACGUUCUGUAUCUUCAUUGACGUCAGUAACACGAUCAUCGAUGCGAUCUCUCUCUACAUUGGAUUGCGAACUAUAAAAGGGGAAAAAGGUCUUUAAUUGAUUAAAUAAAGACAAACUAACUACUUCCACCAUAAUUUCUAAUCUCCCACCGAUCUCCCAAGAUUCUUUGUAAAUUAAUUAAGAUAACAGAACGGAAGAGAAUGAAUUAUAAUAAUAAUAUAACAUGCGUAACAUGCUAAUAUGCGUAAUAUACGUGAAUAAAAUGUUCGUUCGUUCUCCAAGAUCUGAAGUAAAAAGAAAAAAGAAAAAAAAAGAAAAGAAAAGAAAAGAAAAGAAAAAAAAUGAAACGGAAGAAAAAGGAUAAAACAUUUCAAUUUAUGAUUACAAAAAUGUAUCCAGGUAUAUAAACAAGACAAUUUUUUUUUAUCGUAUCACAUUAUCAAUGUAACUUUGUGAUUGUUACAAAAACGAAACGUACAUUUUUUUUGUUCUCGUGUUAAAUAUUUUUUAUU
Vespa velutina is the source of this 2110-nucleotide messenger RNA. Its product is annotated as transcription factor ces-2. The record is from RefSeq and is a predicted model, not a curated record. Gene Ontology annotation, molecular function: RNA polymerase II cis-regulatory region sequence-specific DNA binding; DNA-binding transcription factor activity, RNA polymerase II-specific. Gene Ontology annotation, biological process: regulation of transcription by RNA polymerase II. Gene Ontology annotation, cellular component: nucleus. The transcript has 4 exons. NCBI's taxonomy places the organism in Eukaryota, Metazoa, Arthropoda, Insecta, Hymenoptera, Vespidae. Bases 928 to 1674 code for a protein of 248 amino acids.